Callorhinchus milii (elephant shark) is the source of this 3117-nucleotide messenger RNA. Its product is annotated as NACHT, LRR and PYD domains-containing protein 12-like. Bases 514 to 3117 code for a protein of 867 amino acids. Gene Ontology annotation, cellular component: cytoplasm. The record is from RefSeq and is a predicted model, not a curated record. The transcript is spliced from 8 exons. Lineage: Eukaryota; Metazoa; Chordata; Chondrichthyes; Chimaeriformes; Callorhinchidae.
UAGUGCGUGGAGGGGCUGUGGGGCUCAGGUGUCUGAGACACACACAGUUCUGUGCUGUGAUGGCAUGAAGGGAAGUGCAGUUUCUGUAAAGAUGAUAACUGGGCCGAAAGGACUUCUUUAACCAAACCAAUCAGAUGUUUACAGCACAGUGUGAGGAACUGAAGCCAACCAGGGUUCAGACAGCAGCUUUGCAAGUUAAUGUUUCUGAGACAGCACCAGCAAGUGAACAUUUCCUUUGCUCUGAACAGGAGAUCAGCAGCUCAGAGAGAGAGGGAGAGAGAGGCCACGAGGAGGGAAUUCACCCCCGUCAGCAUCUGGCGACAGACAGCACAAAGGAUAAAUGUCAAAUGUGAGAAAGAAGGAAAGUCAUUGGACAUGCAAGCCUGAUGGUAUUGUCUGGUAGAUCACGUCUGGAUUCCCUGAUCACCUUGUAAACGUUGUUCUACAAUAAACAUAAAUAAGGCUCAACACCUGUCACAAAACUCACCACCAGCUCGGCUGCACUUAGCAGCAAUGAAACGCCUUGUUGGAACAUUGCUGGGAAAGAGGAAACAAAACUCGGAAACACCGAGACACGAAAAACCUGAUGAAUCAAUGAAAUGGUCACCAUCACCACAACCAAACACAUCCACAUCUGGCGGGAAUGAAACAGCGAGUGCAUCUGCAGUUAUCCAAACACGUGAUACGGUUGCAAAUCCCAAGCAGUGUUCCAGCAUUUUGGGUGCGUCGAGUGAGAUGGCUUCCAAUGAAACUGAACCGAUAGCCAAUGCAGAGGGCGAUGCUAUGAUCUGCGGUGUGGAUCAGACACCCGGCAACACACCAGAAGCCAAUGUCUUCUCUUUACCUGACUUUGAGGAAAGUCUUAAAGAUACGAUAACGAACAAAGGCACAAACACUUUAUUCACCGAGACCCUGGCCCUGUACAACGGGUACCAGCUGCAGAGACUGACAAAGUUCUAUCGGGACAGAUUGGAACAGGCCAUUGAGGAAGGUGUGGAGGACAUCAGUUCAAGGCUGACACAGAAGGAAUGUUUCAGCCCCCAGGAGCACAAAAAACUCACUGAGCUCACACACAGUGGGAGGAAGAGACAAAGCUCAAAACUUCUUCUGAACAUGGUGAUGGGGAAAGGUUCCCAGGCCAGGAUAGUGAUGUGGGAAUCCUUUGUGAAAAUGAGGCCAACUUUGCAAAAACUGAACAAAAUCAUGACUGAAAUACAGGAACAAGGUGCCAGUCUAGUGAAUGAGGUGACCAUCGACCGAGGUGUACCAGACGUCUCCAGUGAUAUGAAAGCUAUUCAGCGACUGCACAAGGAGACGUUACAGAAACAAUGUGAGAAACUAGAAGUGAAGACCAUCCUGAUAAAGGAGAAGGUGAGGACGUUUCAGUUGGUUGAUCGCUACACGGAAUUAACAAUCAUUUCUGAUCUCCGUCACCGGAAACUGGUAGAACAUGAGCUGCUGGCGAGAGGCAGAGACCACGAGGAGUGGAGACAGAAGCAACUCCGGGGAGAGCUGGAAAAAAUCCGAACUGAUAAACUGUUCCACAGCAGCUUCUCAAAAAUAAAUAAUUUACCUUCUUCUCAGGGAAGCGGAUCUGACCCUCCUACAGGGACUUCCGCAGUAGUCAGUGGAGUGGCUGGGAUUGGAAAAACAACCAUGGUGCAAAAGAUUGUCCAUGACUGGGCCACAGGCAAAAUCUAUCCUCACUUCCACUUUGUAUUCGUUUUUAAAUUUCGAGACCUGAACAGACUUCACGACAGAACAACCCUGAGCCGUCUGAUCGUGGAGCAGUAUCCUUACCUCAGGGAUGUUCUGGAAGAGCUGUGGAAACACCCAGAGAGGUUGCUCUUUAUAUUUGAUGGUUUGGAUGAAUUCAGGGCAAGGAUUGAUUUCGCUGACAGUCGGAGAGACACAGAGCCUCAGCGCAGGUGCACAGACCCUGAAUUCCCUUGUGAUGUGUCUGACAUUGUGUACAGUUUAAUGCAGAAAAGGCUGCUGCCAGGCUGCUCAGUGCUGGUGACCAGCCGCCCCACUGCAUUACAGUUACUGGGAAAGGCUCGGGUCAGUGUCUGGGCUGAAAUCCUGGGAUUUGUGGGUGAAGAGAGAAGGGAAUAUUUUCACAAGUUUUUUGAAGAACAGGAGGUGGCGGCUGCUGUUUACAGCCACGUGGAGGAGAACGAGCUCCUGCUCACCAUGUGCUACAACCCGUCCUACUGCUGGAUCCUCGCUCUGUCUCUCGGUCCCUUCUUUACACGGAAACACAGCAACAAACAGCGAGUUCCCAAGACAGUCACACAACUCUUCUCCUAUUAUAUUUAUAACAUUCUAUCACAUCACAGUGUCAAGAUGAAAAGCCCUCGUGAUGUGCUGCUGAAGAUUGGUGAGAUGGCCUUCACUGGUGUCUCCCAGAGAAACAUUGUCUUUAAUGAUGAAGAUCUGAUCAAAUAUAACCUCCAGCCUUCCCAGUUCCUCUCUGGGUUUCUCAUGGAACUUGUGGAGAGAGAGUCUUCAGAGCACAGCGUGGCCUAUACAUUCCCGCACCUCACCAUCCAAGAGUUUGUAGCCGCACUCUUUCAGUUUCUGCCUCAAAAUGCAGGAAAUCUGCGGAAACUCCUGAAUGAAGCUCACAGGGAGAAGGACGGCCGGUUUGAGAUAUUCCUGCGCUUUGUUGCGGGUCUCUCCUCCCCACGGGCAGCUCAGCCACUGGAGGAGUUUCUGGGGCCAUUUGUCCAUCAGACAACCUGCGCUGUGAUCGAAUGGCUGAAGGGAAGAGUUAAAGCUGAGAUGCAAAACAACAAGAGCGACCGUGGGAAAAGGAAUCUGCUGAACACACUCCACUAUCUGUUUGAGUCUCAGAAUCAAACCCUGGCACAGCAAACACUGGGCUCUGUACAAACACUAUCAUUGGGUGGCGGCUCUUCAAAGAUGACACUGACACCGAUAGACUGUGUUGUGCUGUCUCAGGCCAUUGCACUGUGUGACACAAUAAAACAACUGGAACUGAGUCACUGCAACAUUCAUGAUGAGGGUCUCCAGCGUCUGGUUCCUGCUUUGUACAAAUGUCAGGUGUUGCGGCUGAGGGGCAAUAAUCUGGGAGAUUGUGGAUUUGGACAAUAA